UAAACUUUUACUGGAGCGAUUAAAGACAGUGGAGGCAGAGAACAGCUCCCUUGUCUUGGAGAAUGAACAACAAAGACAGCUGUGUGAGAACUGUCAUGACGACAUAGCCCAUCAGGUGGUCCAGGCCUUGUUAGCUCAGAAGGUAGUUAUCUUAAAAAUUGCGAUUUCUUUACCAAUAUGUAGCUCUACCUGUCAAUUUAUGCAUUGACUACAAUAGGUUAUUUUUUUAUUUUUAGUUUAUGAUUAUUCAGUUCAAAUUUUUUUUUAAACAAAUAUAAAACUUGAUAAAUACCUUUUUUUCUAUUUGAGAUGUCUUUCAUGGCUGAUGUCUUUAAUUUCUUUUAUGGCUGAUGUGUCUAUUCAAUAAACUUUUACCCAUAACUGGGAGUAACCCAGGACUAGAUUCAAACCCGCUUCGCCUAAAACAUGAGACAGGCAAUGUUACCAUGGUGGCUGAUGGCAGUGGCUUGCCUGUUACCUUCAAUUAUUGAAUAAUCUUAGCUGAAAAAAAUUUUAAACAUUAGUUUUAAAGAUUUGGACAUUUAAAGUUCUGAUGUUUAAUUUCCUGGUCCAUGCAGUUUAAGCCAGAUAAAGUCAUUGAGUUUCGUGGAUGUUUUUUUUCAUUUUUUUUUCAAUUUUUCAGUACCACCAAUUACAUUUGAUUUAAUCAAUAAUACUUUAUCAUUUAUUAGAAAUGUAAAUUUGAAAACAAUAGAAUAAUAAUUUUAAAAUUAAAAUGAUUUUUUUCCCCCUUAAAUUGUUCUCUUAAAACUCUCAGACUGCAUAUGUUCUCAUCUAUGUAAAAUUGUUUGUACUUGAUACCUCUAAGUUGUGACAUAUGCAAUUGACAUCUCUAAGUUGUAGUAUGUAUGGCAUCUUUCCGUCUGCAUGAGACGAUAGAUUAUCUUUAUUGCUUGCAGCUCUUGGUGUGGCUGGUGAGACCAAUCCUCGAAUGGCAGUCUCUGUUACAUUUCCCACACACGAAUGCGGUGGAGCAGUAUUUACCGGCCUUCCUCCUCGCUCUUUUUGCAGCUGUUUCCGCCCUGUUUUGAUCCUCAGCAUGUAGUGAUCCUGCCUUCACGAUGCCCCGCCAUGAGGAUCGAUCCUCUGCCAGCUCCUCCCAGUUUGAGAUGUCGAUGUUGGCCGACUUCAUGUCUCUUUUGCAUAUGUCUAAGUAUCUCAGACGAGGCCGUCCAACUGACCUUUUCCCUGUCGCCAGCUCGCUGUAUAGCACGUCCUUUGGUAUGCGACCAGAUUGCAUUCGCUUGACGUGUCCAAGCCAGCGGAGGCGUCUUUGGAUUAACAUGGCUGGGACGCUACACAUGUUUGUUUGGGACAGGACAUCCGUGUUGGGGACUUUGUCUUGCCAUUUAAUGUCAAGGAUGUGGCGCAGGCAUCUGAGGUGGAAGCCAUUGAGCCUACGCAUCCAUACAGAAGUGUGCUCAGUACGCAGGCCUGGUACACCUGCAGCUUAGUUCUUGUUGUUAGUUUGGCGUUUGACCAGACUCUUUUCUUCAGUCUGGCCAUAACAGUUGCGGCCUUCCCUAUCCUCCCACUUAUCUCAUCCUCCAUUGAGAGGGUGCUCGAUAUGUUGGAUCCCAGAUAUGUGAAUCUGUCAACAGUAUCCAAGUCGUAGUCGUGGAUGACGAUAGUCGGGAGGGAGUCAGCGCCCUGUGCCAUAAUGUUAGUUUUCUUUAGGCUAAUUGUCAGACCAAACUCUUUGCAGGCAGCGGAUAUGCUGGAUACGAGGCUCUGCAGGCCGUCAGCUGUGUGAGAUACCAAAGCGGCAUCGUCCGCAAACAAGAACUCUUGCAGCAAGACCUUUCUUGUUUUAUUCUUAGCUCUAAGGAUGGCAAUGUUGAAUAAUUUGGCGUCAUCUCUAGUGUGCAUGUAUAUCCCUUCGCUGUUGUUCUGAAAGGCAUACUGGAGUAGGAUGGAGAAAAAGAUUGCAAAUAAAGUAGGAGCCAGCACGCAACCUUGCUUAACUCCACUACUCACUGGAAAAGCUUCUAAGUUGUGCACAUCUGUUAUUGACACCUCUAAGUUGUGCACAUCUGUAAAUGACACCUAAGGUGUGCACAUCUGUAUUGUCACCUCUAAGUUGUGUAAAUCUGUAAUUGGCACCUCUAAGUUGUGUACAUAUGUAAUUGACGCCUGUAAGUUGUGUACAUCUAUAAUUGACACCUCUAAGUUGUGCACAUGUGCACUAAAAAAUAAGCAGCCCGGUUUCUGGUUAAUUGUGCAAGGUUUCCUGUACCAUGCACAUAAUAUUGUUUUAGAGUUUAAACAUAAUAUUCCUGCAAAAAGUUAUAGACUGUAUAAAAUAUUGUGUAACUGACUUUGACAAUUUUGAUGCAUGUCGCCUUUAAUUAUUGUUUUCAAAUUUAAACUUUAGUUUAGGUUAUUUAAGUCUUGAAUGUGGGAAGCAAUGCUGUCUUAAGUAAGGCAAGGCGUACCUAUUUAAAUUUGAUGCUAAGACAAUAAUUAAAUGCUGGCCACAAAAAUAUGACCAAAUGUGAAAAUAUUUGUGCACAGGGAUUCUCACAAAGGCAGCCUCAAGGAAAAUUGGGUCAAAUUUAUUCAAAAUUAAUUUAGAUCCCCAAGAUGCAAAUAAGUUCCCAAACGUUCCUUGAUAGAGUCUAGUGUUCAGAAUAUGCAAAAUAAAGAAUUGUGCUAAAAAUGAUGUUUAUUGUAAAAGAUUUUAAGUUCUAUAAAUAUAUACCCGGUAUUUUUGAAAUAUGUAUUUUUAGGCAUUGAAUUUCUUAAGGCAUGGGCACACCAGGUUUUGCCAGGGCCUCACACUUCUAUUGGCACCAUGCAUCUAGGGGGCCUCACACUUCUAUUGGCACCAUGCAUCUAGGGGGCCUCAUACUUCUAUUGGCACCAUGCAUAUAGGGGGCCUCAUACUUCCACUGGCACCAUGCAUAUAAAGGGUCUCACACUUCUAUUGGCACCAUGCAUCUAGUGGGCCUCACACUUCUUUUGGCAUCAAAAUAGAUGUAGUCAUAAAAGUAGAAGUAGUCAUCAAAGCACAGGUAGUCAUCAAAGCCAAAAAGUGGUAGAGGUCUCCAAAAGUCAUGGGACAGCUUUUAUUAGGGUUAUUGUUAAGGUUUCAGUUUUAAAUAACUCUUUGUUAAUGCGCUGAAUUUCUUAUUUUUAAAUGUGCAAUCCGUGGAAAAUUACAUUUACUAUGAUAGCGGUUAUCUUCUUAAUGCACUAAAACAGGGGCUCUUAACCAGAGGGUGCAGGAAGACCCAAAAAUAUCUUAAACUCUUAAAAGACGGUAGAUUUUUCACGUUUUUAUGACCUUGAAUACUAUUUAUUAUUCAAACAGUCUCAUGGGUGUAAUUGUUGUAGUUACCUACAAGCAUUUUAUAUCAUUUUAAUGGUAAUUGUUGUAGUUACCUACAAGCAUUUUAUAUCAUUUUAAUGGUAAUUGUUGUAGUUACCUACAAGCAUUUUAUAUCAUUUUAAUGGUAAUUGUUGUAGUUACCUACAAGCAUUUUAUAUCAUUUUAAUGGUAAUUGUUGUAGUUACCUACAAGCAUUUUAUAUCAUUUUAAUGGUAAUUGUUGUAGUUACCUACAAGCAUUUUAUAUCAUUUUAAUGGUAAUUGUUGUAGUUACCUACAAGCAUUUUAUAUCAUUUUAAUGGUAAUUGUUGUAGUUACCUACAAGCAUUUUAUAUCAUUUUAAUGGUAAUUGUUGUAGUUACCUACAAGCAUUUUAUAUCAUUUUAAUGGUAAUUGUUUAAUUUGUUUGAUUGUUUAAAUGUAUUAGUUAAAAUUGAUUUAUUAUUUUAGGCAUUAAUCCUUAAAAGUCGACAAAAACGUAACAUCACAGCUUUACAAGAUAGGAAAAAAUUUGUUACCAAUUAUAGCAACAGAACUGAUAUUUUAUUAGCAUUUAUUCAAUUUUACAACAUGUAUUAAAAUUUACAUUAUAUGCUUUAUAUUUUCUUCCCCAACCCUGUGCUUUAUAAUUCCAAAAUAAAACCACAUUUUCUCAUGAGUCAGAUCAUAGUAUAGGAGUCUCUUUUUUUUCUUCAGUUUUACUCAUUUUAAUUUUCUUAGUGUUUUUUUUUUCAGUUGCAUAUCUUUGAUAUUGACAAUGUCAUCUACGUUUCACACGUUACAAUAACCAACAAAUAUUUUCAUCUUCAAUGAGUUUUGUAGCAAAAGUGAAUUAUCUGAACCACAUCAAGUACAAGUACAAUUAUUUGAUUGCAAUACUUUGUUUUUUACUUCCAGGUUAAUACAGUCUACACAAGUGACAAGUGUCAUGACAGUGGAAUCCAAGACAUUUCAGUAGAUGCAUAUCAUACUUUCUUGGCUGACAGCUGAAUGUACACCUUAUCAUCUUGGCUGACAGCUAAAUGUACAACAUAUCAUCUUGGCUGGCAUCUGAAUGUACAACAUACCAUCUUGGCUGACAGCUGAAUGUACACCAUAUCAUCUUGGCUGACGGCUGAAUAUCCACCAAACCAUCUUGGCUGAUAGCUGAAUGUACACCCUAUCAUCUUAGCUGAAAGCUAAAUGUACAACAUAUCAUCUUGGCUGGCAUCUGAAUGUACAACAUACCAUCUUGGCUGACAGCUGAAUGUACACCAUAUCAUCUUGGCUAACAUCUGAAUGUACAACAUACCAUCUUGGCUGACAGCUGAAUGUACACCCUAUAAUCUUGGCUGACAGCUAUAUGUACAACAUAUCAUCUUGGCUGCAUCUGAAUGUACAACAUACCAUCUUGGCUGACAGCUGAAUGUACACCAUAUCAUUUUGGCUGAAAGCUGAAUGGACACCAUAUCAUCUUGGCUGACAUCUGAAUGUACAACAUACCAUCUUGGCUGACAGCUGAAUGUACACAUCAUCUUGGCUGACAUAUGUAUGUACACCACAUCAUCUUGGCUGACAGCUGAAUUUACAACAUCCCCUCUGGGCUGACAUCUGGAUGUACAACAUACAAUCUUUACUGACUCUGAAUGGUCACCAUGUCAUUUUGACUGACAUCUGAAUUUACUCCAUAGCAUCUUGGAUGACAUCUAAAUCUACAACAUAUUUUGGCUGCCAUCUGAAUUUACAAAAUCCUACCUUGGCUGCCAAUGAGUCUCAAC
This is a messenger RNA of Lymnaea stagnalis (great pond snail), 5108 nucleotides long. The record is from the annotation of a GenBank genome assembly. NCBI's taxonomy places the organism in Eukaryota, Metazoa, Mollusca, Gastropoda, Lymnaeidae.